UCGAUGGCGUCAAUGGCGCGGAGCGUGGCCAGGCGCGAACGUCGCGUGGCGACCGGAGCCCCGAGGGGAGGCGGAAGUGGGCCAGACGCACGAGAGCCAACACCCAGCUUGAGCCACCGCCCCACUCUCGCCUCAUCUUGCUUCCACACCACACCAUCAAUCACGACGACCAUGAGCAAUACCCAGUCACAUCAGGCACUUGCGCCGCUCCGCAAUCAAGCAAUGUCGCACCAACGCUAGCACAGCCCGACCGUCAUGCUGAGCAAGAGCAAGCACUCGCCAUCACCGCCCACUCGCGCCCAGCACACACGCUCAGCACACGCUCAGCACCUGCAAUCACCUGCCCUGGCCAGCACAUCCGCACGGCGACGGCUCAUCUGCCAGCAAGAACAAAGACAAGGCCAGCGAGACGGGCUGUGUAGCAACUUGGCUUCGCUCCAUCCACUCCUCGCCACUCGUCCUCGUGCACCUCAUCGCACCAUCUCACACUGCUGUCGCUCUUCUUCCACCUCGCUCGACCUGUACCACACCGUCCACCUGUCCGUCUCUGACCGCUCGGUGCCCGGUCUCACCGCGCCGUGCUGGUAUCGAAUCUCCACUCGGUGUCGACGACUCAGCACGCCGUCUCUCCCUCGCCUGGAGUCCGCGACAAGCUCAAAGUCUAGCAACGGCCUGCGCACCGGUCUGUGCACCGACCUGCGCACCGACCUGCGCACCGGCCGAGUCAGGCCUGGCGAGGCAAGGCUAGGCACACGUGCUUCACCCUAUCGCACCUCCUUUCUCUUUCACGGCCUUGUCCUCCCACGCGCCGCGCGCACGUCGAAGUCUGUCGCUACUCCAAGCUUCCAAGCUAGCCAUCAAGCUCCAUCUGUUCAUCAACUUGUACCAGCAGCACUCUCCUACCGGCUCCCCCACCGUGCUCAGCACCUCAUCCGUGGCUUCAUCGCGUCACCCUCGUCACCUCGUCGCACCACGCUCGUGGCUUCCGUAGGAGCUGGUCAAGCCGUCCUGGCGUCCGUCAAGGUCACGCUGCUCGCAAAAGGCACGCCCGUGUUCGGGCAUUAUAGCGAGUCAGUACGCGACACGGCGCCAACGCCAACACCACGCUGCCUAGCUUCACGCCUCCCAGCUCUCUGCGCCAUCACGCAGAAGGCACGGCUGAACGGCUCAAGCCCACGAUGCGUCUCGCAAGUCUCGACGGUAGACACCUUCGACGCUCGCAGGCUCCUCCACGGCGACGGUCUCGUUAUCAAUGACAGAGCAGAGACUUACUGCGACAUUGAUACAUUGAUCCGGAGCUCAAGAAGGGUGAUCAAGUCUUCUCCUCUCACGACGUGGAGCUCGACUACCUGCAGUCGCCCGCCAACGCGCAAACCUCUGGUCGCCUCCACGCCGCCCUGCAUCGUUGGCACACACCCUCACGCUCUCUCACUACAGCCUGAGUCGCGACAUGUCAUCAACGACGGCUAGCACCGACGGUGGCAGCCCAGCCAGCUUCGCUAUCUUCGCGCUGAGGCAGGGCACAGAGCCACCAUCAAUGACUCUGCUCCCCCUCGUCUCCGUCGGCACUCAGCGUGGCUACCCGAGCUCCUCACUAUCAACCUCGAGUCAACGGCGAAACACCUCUCUGAUG
Molecule: messenger RNA, 1633 nt
Organism: Jaminaea rosea
Lineage: Eukaryota; Fungi; Basidiomycota; Exobasidiomycetes; Microstromatales
Exons: 4
Coding region: 256-1470 (404 amino acids)
Source: RefSeq, a predicted model, not a curated record